AUGUCCACCCAAGAGCAACCAAACACGGCGACAGCCCAUCUCGACCUCGGCAUUACUCUCGCCAUCCACUCCUGGCCGGCCCUCACCCUUGCCGUGCAAUCAAACUGGGGCGGCCCGACAAGCGCCGACAAACGCGACUGGCUCUGCGGCGCGAUCAGCGAGAUGCUAGCCGAGCGGCCGGAGACCGACGCGGAGGAUCUGGAGGACGUGCUGGUGCAGGUGAUGAACGACGAGUUUGACGUGGUGGUGGAGGACGAGAGCGCGGCGCCUGUUGCGGCGCGCAUUAUGGAAAUGAAGGGGGCUGUGGAGCGCGGCGAGACGGAGGGGAUUAAGGAGAUGUGGGCUGAGUGGGAGAAGAAGGCCGCGAGUAAGGCGGAUGUUGUGGCGGGGUUUAAGAGAGGGGAGGAUGAGGAGGGGGAGACGGAUGAUGAGGAGGAUGAGGAGGAUGAUGUUGAUAUGGGGGAUGCGCCGCAGUUGGUGAGGGCGCCGAGGGAGAGGGUUGAGCCGGAGGUUGAUGAGGAUGGGUUUACGAAGGUUGUGGGGAAGGGGAAGCGGUGA
Aspergillus candidus is the source of this 558-nucleotide messenger RNA. RefSeq names its product pre-rRNA-processing TSR2 family protein. Gene Ontology annotation, biological process: maturation of SSU-rRNA from tricistronic rRNA transcript (SSU-rRNA, 5.8S rRNA, LSU-rRNA). The coding region runs from base 1 to 558 and encodes 185 amino acids. Lineage: Eukaryota; Fungi; Ascomycota; Eurotiomycetes; Eurotiales; Aspergillaceae. The transcript has a single exon. The record is from RefSeq and is a predicted model, not a curated record. Gene Ontology annotation, cellular component: nucleus.